Kwoniella shivajii is the source of this 318-nucleotide messenger RNA. RefSeq lists its product as uncharacterized. NCBI's taxonomy places the organism in Eukaryota, Fungi, Basidiomycota, Tremellomycetes, Tremellales, Cryptococcaceae. The record is from RefSeq and is a predicted model, not a curated record. The transcript is spliced from 4 exons. Bases 1 to 318 code for a protein of 105 amino acids.
AUGUUUGGUAAAUUAGUUAUCGUUCCUGUUGCUUUAACUCUCUUGAGCUUGGUCGCAGCUGCCGAUUAUAGAUUGACAGUCAAUAAACCCCCGUGUAUGAGUAUUGGCAAUUUCGAGAAAACGUUUGAAGCUCUCUGUCCUGUAUUCAAAUCUGACGAAGAAUUCAGAAGUGUAUAUUUCCAUCGUGGAGCAUCUGGUGGAGCACAUAAUACCACUCAAGCGCAAGUCUACUGUCUUUAUAACAAUGCCAAUGGGACAGUCCAGGAAUACACCAAGGAGCUCACUCUGCAACUGGGUGGGAGUACUACCAUUGCCUGA